AGUCUUGUUUUAUCUAUAGUCUUUGGUUGAGGCCUCGGCCAGAUCUCGCGCUUCUGUUCCCGUCCUGAGAAGUGCGCCUGGUGCUCUGGCCAGCAUCAUUCCCUCGCCUGCCCUCACCGGCCCCAGCCGUCUUCUACUGGCCCGGCACCAGUCUCCCAGGACUCCGGGUCAAGGUACAGGGCUCAGACACACCUACAGCAGAUACCUCAAGUGGAAGUGCCCUCACUGCCGUCAGCCAGGCGUCAACGCCUGGCAUGGGUGUUUUAAGGCGCCCAGCUACCUCCGCCGCGCCUCCCACCUCGGCUCCGCUUUCCACCCACAGUCUGAUCAGUGUGCGUUCGCUCCUCCCCAGGCCACCUCCCCGCUGGUGUUAGUCUCUCUCUCUCUCUCUCUCUCUCUCUCUCUCUCAUGAAGGACACGGCUGCCUUCCUUCUCCUCCUCUUCCUCAUCCCUUUGCUGCUUCUGCUGCUGACGCCUGGAGGAUUCCUUGGCGUUGCCCAUGCCCAGCAAUGUUCCCCCGUUUUUCAAACCACAGACCAUGAAUACCGCUUCAUUACCGCUGCACACGAAUCAUCAGAUUUGCAAAUAAACACAACCGUGUACGUGCAUCCACAGCAAGACCUGAAAAUUUUGCUGAAUUUGGAAGGAAGCCACGAGUACAUAAAGCUCGUGCUGGAUGAACAUUGUUUCUCGGGUGACGACUGGCAGUGGUGGACACUGUGGAUGCAAGUGAAAUUAUUGGGCAUAGGAGGAAUUCCUGGCCGAGAUUGGACGGAUUACAAAUUCCAGGUGAGGACAAAUAUGUGCAUUAAACAGUGUACCAAGAGGAUCUUCUACAUGUACGUUUUUGACGGCUUCUAUGUCUGGGCUUCUGGUGCCUCACAAUGGAGAUUUUACUACUUGGAAAAACGCUGUGGCCAAAUCCCUCAAUGGAGGAAAGGAGAUUCUGGGUAUUCCACUCCCGAGUGCACAACUACAAACCAUUUACCAAUAACGAUAUCUCCUGCCACGCCCACAAUAACCUCUACCAAGCCAACAACACCACCUCCUAAACCCAUAACAACCUCUGCCACGCUCACACCACGUCUGCACCGAUACCAUCCAUGCACGCCUCCAUUCUCUAUGCCCGUGGGAGCCAUAGAAGGCGUAGCUGCAGCGACGGUACUGGUGGUGGUGGUGAUGUUGGUGCUGUUGGUGAUGAAACGACACGAUGUACGAAGAAUGCUCACAGAACACACAGUAGCACCACCACGUGAAUAAAAUGAUGUCAGCAGCCUGUCUCAACCUUUAACCUGCUGCUGACACGCAACAUCCCGCCAACAGCCUGUCUGAAACUGCUGCUUACGCACAACACCCCACCAACAGCCAGUAUGGAAAUAUAGACAGGCAAGGAUCCAUCAAUAUCCUGUAUGGAAGUCUAUACAGGCGAAGAUCUGUCAACAGCCAUCAAUCAUUGCUUUUAUUUUCUUGACGAUAUCGUUGUUUAAGUCAUGAAAUGCCAGCCUUAUAUUUGGUGACGUCCUGUUAAGUGGAACCAAAUAUUGCAGUUCUGUGCUUUGUUGGAUAUAAGAUGUCUUCAAUAAUCACUACUAACUCUUUCCUUCCUUGCUUUUCUUUAGCGUCUCUUCUUCUAUUAUAUAUUCAGAGGAAGACCUCUUUUUGCUCUCCUAUUGCCAAAACACGACUUUUAUUUUUAGCUUUUAAUAGUUGUUUCCAUCUUUGGCUCUAUGUAUGAGUCUUUUUUUUAUACCAUGUGGGCUUUUCACGGGAAUUUAUGGACUAAAGGGGAUACUUUUUAGGGUACCUCCUAUCUUAAAGCCCACCCGCUAGGAAACCCUUGCCCCGAGUGAGGAAGCCCAACCUACACUCAGACCGUGGACAGGAUUCGAACCCGUGCGCUUGGAGACCUCUAGGAUCCCAAAGCACGCAUGGUUCCACUGUACCACGGCGGCCCCUUUUGUCUUGGCUUGUCAAUACUCGUAUCCACUUGGUUCUUUAUUAUUCUUUUUGGC
This is a messenger RNA of Portunus trituberculatus (swimming crab), 2012 nucleotides long. RefSeq lists its product as uncharacterized. Lineage: Eukaryota; Metazoa; Arthropoda; Malacostraca; Decapoda; Portunidae. The record is from RefSeq and is a predicted model, not a curated record. The transcript is spliced from 2 exons. The coding region runs from base 409 to 1260 and encodes 283 amino acids.